Molecule: messenger RNA, 4847 nt
Organism: Perognathus longimembris pacificus (Pacific pocket mouse)
Lineage: Eukaryota; Metazoa; Chordata; Mammalia; Rodentia; Heteromyidae
Gene: Rasgrf2
Product: Ras protein specific guanine nucleotide releasing factor 2
Exons: 27
Coding region: 275-3991 (1238 amino acids)
Biological process (GO): Ras protein signal transduction; positive regulation of GTPase activity
Cellular component (GO): plasma membrane
Molecular function (GO): guanyl-nucleotide exchange factor activity; protein binding
Source: RefSeq, a predicted model, not a curated record
CCUGCCCGCCCGUCGCGGGCUCGGCGGCUGCAAGUUUGGGCGCCGCUGGGGCGGGUGGGGGCGCCCUCGGGGCGGGGGGAGCCGCUCUGCACGCGGCGUCCGGGCCUCCCUUCGCCCGAGAGGGCGCGGUCGGGACGGAGAAGGUGCCCCGCGCCCCUCGGAGCCGCGCGUCGCCGCGCCCGGGAGGAGGGCGGGGUGCCCGGCGCGCGGACUCGGGGGGAGCCGGCGGGGCGAUGAGCGCGGGCCAGGGCUGAGGCCCCCCGGCGCCCUCGCCAUGCAGAAGAGCGUGCGCUACAACGAGGGGCACGCCCUGUACCUGGCCUUCCUGGCGCGCAAGGAGGGCACCAAGCGCGGCUUCCUCAGCAAAAAGGCGGCCGAGGCGAGCCGCUGGCACGAGAAGUGGUUCGCGCUCUACCAAAAUGUGCUGUUCUACUUCGAGGGCGAGCAGAGCGGCCGCCCGGCCGGCAUGUACCUCCUGGAAGGCUGCAGCUGCGAGCGGACGCCCGCGCCACCCCGCACCGGCGCCGGCCCCGGAGGCGGCCGGGACGCGCUGGACAAGCAGUAUUACUUUACUGUCCUUUUUGGACACGAAGGUCAGAAACCACUGGAGCUGCGCUGUGAGGAGGAGCAGGACGGCAAAGAGUGGAUGGAGGCCAUUCACCAAGCUAGUUAUGCAGACAUUUUGAUUGAGAGAGAAGUGUUAAUGCAGAAGUACAUUCAUCUAGUACAGAUUGUAGAGACAGAAAAAAUCGCAGCUAACCAACUUCGGCAUCAACUUGAAGAUCAAGAUACAGAAAUUGAGAGGCUUAAAUCAGAGAUUGUUGCCCUUAAUAAAACUAAGGAACGAAUGCGCCCUUACCAAAGCAACCAGGAAGAUGAAGACCCAGACAUCAAGAAGAUUAAAAAGGUUCAGAGCUUCAUGAGAGGAUGGCUGUGUAGAAGGAAAUGGAAGACCAUUGUGCAGGACUAUAUUUGUUCUCCACAUGCUGAAAGUAUGAGGAAGAGAAAUCAGAUUGUGUUCACCAUGGUGGAGGCAGAAUCAGAAUAUGUGCACCAACUCUACAUCUUGGUGAAUGGCUUCCUCCGGCCCCUGCGGAUGGCAGCCAGCUCCAAGAAACCCCCCAUCAGCCAUGAUGAUGUCAGCAGCAUUUUCCUCAAUAGUGAAACAAUCAUGUUUCUUCAUGAAAUAUUUCAUCAAGGACUAAAGGCAAGGAUAGCAAACUGGCCUACUUUAAUUUUAGCUGAUCUAUUUGAUAUUUUGCUGCCUAUGCUAAACAUUUAUCAAGAAUUUGUGCGGAAUCACCAGUACAGUCUCCAAGUGCUCGCCAACUGUAAACAAAACAGGGAUUUUGACAAACUCUUAAAACAGUAUGAAGCCAACCCUGCGUGUGAGGGGAGGAUGCUGGAAACAUUCUUGACUUACCCCAUGUUUCAGAUCCCCAGGUAUAUCAUCACGCUACAUGAACUCCUGGCUCACACACCUCAUGAGCAUGUGGAGAGAAAAAGUCUGGAGUUUGCUAAAUCAAAACUGGAAGAACUGUCCAGGGUGAUGCAUGAUGAAGUGAGUGACACUGAAAACAUAAGGAAAAACCUUGCCAUUGAAAGAAUGAUCGUGGAGGGCUGUGACAUUUUGCUGGACACCAGCCAAACUUUCAUCCGCCAAGGUUCUCUUAUUCAAGUACCUUCAGUUGAGAGGGGAAAACUUAGUAAAGUUCGUCUGGGUUCAUUGUCUUUGAAAAAGGAAGGAGAAAGACAGUGCUUCUUAUUUACAAAACACUUUUUAAUUUGUACAAGAAGUUCAGGAGGAAAGCUGCAUCUGCUGAAGACAGGUGGGGUACUCUCUCUCAUAGAAUGCACAUUGAUUGAGGAGCCUGAUGCAAGUGAUGAUGACUCCAAAGGUUCCGGGCACAUGUUUGGACACCUGGAUUUUAAGAUAGUGGUGGAACCCCCUGACUCUACCCCUUUCACUGUGGUAUUGUUAGCACCUUCACGCCAAGAGAAAGCUGCUUGGAUGAGUGACAUCAGUCAGUGUGUGGACAAUAUACGAUGUAAUGGCUUAAUGACUAUAGUGUUUGAAGAAAAUUCCAAAGUUACUGUGCCACAUAUGAUUAAGUCAGAUGCCCGUCUUCAUAAAGACGACACUGACAUUUGCUUCAGUAAAACACUCAACUCCUGCAAAGUGCCCCAGAUCCGCUACGCCAGCGUGGAGCGUCUCUUGGAACGCCUGACUGACCUGCGGUUUUUGAGCAUUGAUUUCCUCAACACCUUUCUGCACACCUAUCGCAUUUUCACCACAGCUGCGGUGGUACUGGCAAAGCUCUCUGACAUCUACAAGAGGCCUUUUACCUCUAUCCCUGUCAGGUCAUUAGAGUUGUUUUUUGCCACCAGCCAAAACAACAGAGGUGAACAUUUGGUGGAUGGAAAAUCCCCACGACUGUGUCGCAAAUUCUCUUCCCCACCACCACUGACAGUGUCCAGAACAUCCUCCCCAGUGAGGGCCAGAAAGCUGUCCUUGACUUCUCCCUUGAAUUCAAGGAUAGGAGCCUUAGACCUGACCACAUCCUCGUCUUCCAGCAGCCCUACCACCACCCACAGCCCUGCCGCGUCCCCACCACCACACACUGGUAAAGUACCGUUGGAUCUUAGCAGAGGCCUCUCUUCUCCAGAGCAAAGUCCCGGAUCUGUAGAAGAGAAUGUAGAUAAUCCCCGCGUGGAUCUGUGUAACAAGCUAAAGCGAAGUAUCCAAAGAGCCACAGUGCUGGAGUCCACCUCAACAGCAGGAGUGGAAGGAUCCCCAGCAACAGAAGCCGCCGAACACUCACCUUGCCGAUCUCCCUCAACUCCCCGGCACCUCCGCUACCGCCAGCCUGGAGGACAGGUAGCUGACAAUGCCCACUGCUCUGUCUCACCAGCUUCUGCGUUUGCCAUCGCCACAGCUGCAGCAGGACAUGGGAGUCCACCAGGAUUUAACAACACAGAGAGAACAUGUGACAAAGAGUUUAUCAUCCGGAGAACAGCUACCAAUCGAGUCCUGAAUGUUCUCCGUCACUGGGUCUCAAAGCAUGCACAGGAUUUCGAACUCAACAAUGAACUGAAGAUGAAUGUCCUAAAUUUACUAGAGGAAGUUUUACGAGAUCCAGACCUUCUUCCCCAAGAAAGGAAAGCCACAGCUAAUAUUCUGAGGGCUCUUUCACAAGAUGAUCAAGAUGACAUCCACUUAAAAUUAGAGGACAUAAUUCAAAUGACUGAUUGUCCGAAGGCCGAGUGUUUUGAGACUUUAUCAGCUAUGGAGAUGGCUGAGCAGAUCACCCUCCUGGACCACAUUGUUUUCAGAAGCAUUCCCUAUGAAGAAUUUCUUGGGCAAGGCUGGAUGAAGCUGGAUAAAAAUGAAAGAACACCUUACAUCAUGAAAACCAGCCAGCACUUUAAUGAUAUGAGUAACCUGGUUGCCUCCCAGAUAAUGAAUUAUGCUGACGUCAGCUCCCGUGCCAAUGCCAUUGAGAAGUGGGUGGCGGUAGCAGACAUUUGCAGAUGCCUGCACAACUACAAUGGUGUGCUGGAGAUCACCUCGGCCUUAAACAGAAGCGCCAUCUACAGGCUGAAGAAAACCUGGGCCAAGGUGUCCAAGCAGACCAAAGCACUAAUGGACAAACUUCAGAAGACUGUUUCAUCUGAAGGAAGAUUUAAAAACCUCAGAGAAACCCUGAAAAACUGCAACCCUCCAGCUGUUCCUUACCUUGGGAUGUACUUGACAGACCUGGCGUUCAUUGAAGAAGGAACGCCAAACUUUACUGAAGAAGGCUUAGUCAAUUUUUCCAAAAUGAGAAUGAUAUCACACAUUAUCCGGGAGAUACGCCAGUUCCAGCAGACUUCCUACCGCAUAACCCAUCAGCCAAAGGUCACACAGUAUUUGCUGGACAAAGCGCUCAUCAUAGACGAAGAUACACUCUAUGAACUGUCUCUAAAAAUUGAACCUCGACUCCCAGCUUGAAGAUCGGGCUUUGCCCCCGAGAUCACAGCAUUUCCUUGGGAAGCAGGACAGACAGAACCAGGUGUGCCCUGUCUAGCAUGGAGGACUGGGGGAGAUGAAGCCCGUCUUCUUUCUACAUCACAGAUGAAACUGGACUUCAAUUCUGUCUUCAGCCAGAGUGAAGCCCAGCUGUGUGGGCCAAAGGCAGAUGUUUCAAGCUUGGGUGGGAAGGUGCAGAGACCAAUGCUUAGUACAUUGUUCCUAAGGGAAGGUAAGAUAGGAGAUGCUAGUAGCCAUUUCAAUGAAGCAGGUGCAAAGGUAAAUCUCCUUCUGUCCCUCGUUCUCUUAGAACUCAGGGACAAGAGCCCACAAAUGGAUUCGUGAUGUUUCUCUGGUGUGGCCACACCAGCCCCAUCUUCUGGAUGAAGCUGUUUCCUUUACUCUUACUUUCAUCACACGCUUCACAAAAGCAGGAGCUUCCUGUAGAAGGCCAACACAUAAGCAAUUUCAAUCUGCGGCAUGUGCAUGGUUCCCAGUGCAUCAUAACUAUUCAUAUUUGGGGAAUGGUAUGUUCUGAAACUGCCUUUUCAGACUUUAGGCCAACAGGACAGGAAAGAAAUGACAGAAGGUGGAUGGAUUUGUUGGUAACAUUUCCUUAAUUAAGAACAAUAAGCUGUAUCCCAGAGGCCAUCUCAGUGGUGGAGGCUUCUUCCUGAGGCUUGUGGUCUCCUGGGGAGCCCCUGGCAGAGGCAGCUGCAGAGUUUUCAGAAGGGUGCCUGCCACCUCACCGACGAAACUGUGCAAUGAGAUAGCGGGCCAGAGGCACCGUGGGGAAUGACGGAUGUCCUUGCCAAGUAAACAUAUACACCUGAAAUCA